AUGAGGGAGGACAAAAAGCAAAGCAAGGGAGGCUCCAUCAACCCCAAGGCUGCAUUGAAGCUCGAGCACUUGCAGAGGCUGGCUUUAUGGACUGGCGGGGAAGCUUCCAUUCCUUGUUUGGGAGCCUUGUUUGGGCACAAGUUGGCUUCUACUCAAGAGGGUCUGGAUGUGCCUCCUGACCCUUCUAUGGUUUCUUGCCAGAGCUGUGAAACGAUUCUGCAGCCUGGCUUCAACUGUACUAUUCGAGUUGAAACGAGUAGGGCAAAGGCACGACGAAGAAGUAAGAAGCCGGCUAAUUUCACUUUCACUCAGAACAAUGUGGUGUAUACAUGUCACUUCUGUUCUGAAAGUAAUGUGAAGAGAGGGACUUCGCGUGGACAUAUGAAAGCGAUAUGCCCCCCAAAGAUUAAGAAAGAAAAAGCUUCAAACUUGAAACCUGCUGAAUCCAGUUCUCAGAAGUUGGCCACCCCAAAGAAGAGCACUGCAGGUGAGGAUAAGGCUAGUAAAUUGCAAAUUGGAACUGCAACUCUGGAUGAAGAGGUUCCUGCUGUGAAUAAGUUCAUCACUUCUUCAACAACAGAUGAAGAGAUACCUACUGUGGAUAGUCCCAUAACUCCUAUGGUGAAACCUGUGAUUACUUUGUUGGACUCGAAGAGAAAAAAGAGAAACAAAUCGGCGUCCAAGAAACGACAUGAACCUGAAGACAGUCCUGCCCCAGCCGAUGUAGAAAACUCCGCCAGCACGACAAACAAACGGAGGAGAAAAUCAUGGACUAGUUUGAAGGAACUUGCUGACAGAAAUCAGCAGAAGAAAAACAUCAGCAAUCUGUCAAUCCCUUUCUUCAUGUAA
Molecule: messenger RNA, 849 nt
Organism: Fragaria vesca subsp. vesca
Lineage: Eukaryota; Viridiplantae; Streptophyta; Magnoliopsida; Rosales; Rosaceae
Exons: 2
Coding region: 1-849 (282 amino acids)
Biological process (GO): RNA processing
Source: RefSeq, a predicted model, not a curated record